AACGCUUGGCGUUCAAGCGUCGAGUCAGCAGUACGUACUGCGUAAAUGCCGACAGGCAAAAAGGACAGACGGAAUGGCUUUUUAUAAUGUUGAACGGCACGCGCAGCUCGAUGCGUCGGCGCGAGCUGUCCAUCGCACAUCGACCGAAUUCGACGGAUUCUGAUGCACGUACACAUGCAUUCUUCAAUACUCAUCGCGGUCGUGACGCUGUCGCUGCAGGCGCUCGCCCUGCCCGCGGACAGUCCCACAGGCCUUCAUGUCGGGCAACAACCAGCGGGCAUCGUGCACCUCCCGCUGAAGGCGAACCCACUCGACUUGACGGGCCGCUUCAAGAGGGGAUUCCGUUUCUCCACAUCGACGGUCAACGACCUGCUCUACACGGUUGAUGUGCGCGUCGGCACCCCGGGGACGAGCGUGAAGCUCGCGUUCAGCCUCACCUCGCCCGUCACAUGGGUCAAUCCCAACUGCAGCGGCGUCGAGCGCCUCCAGCUGCGGAAACUAUGCCGCACCAGCGGCCGCUUCUACCCGGAGAUGAGCAGGACGUUUGACGGCACGGAUAGACCAGGCCGUGACGAGAUGGCGAUGGCGGCGGAUAGUAUGACUUUGGGAUCAUCGGUAGUUCAGCGACAGCCGAUUGGGCUUGGAGGCAGCAACGCCACUCAGGUCGCACUCGGUACGCUUGGCGUCGCCCCGGAACCACACUCCUCCCCCGACGGGGAUAGUGUAUCGAUCGUGGAGAAUCUCCAAAGGCAAGGCGUGACCGGGAGAAGCGCCGUCAGCUUAGACAUUAGAGGCGCGGAUACCAGCGACGGAGGCUCCGUGCUCUUCGGCGGCGUCGACACCCACAAGUUCUCGGGCCCUCUCGUCGGGCGGAAGAUGACGUUCGAUCCAUUCGCACAGGCUGGCACCGCCGACACCAAGUCAUCAAGAGAAGCCCUCAGGGACAGGGCAUCUGCUCUACAGCCGCCCAGAUUCACCAUCAGCUUCGACCAAGUAGGCGUCACCGCCAGAAACGGAUCACACUACCCUCUCUCGGUCACAAACGCAAAGUCGCUAUCGGCCGGACUCGACAGCAGCAACACCAUUUCCUACCUGCCAGCGCCCGCAGUCGAGACCAUCGCCGAGACCUUCUUCCCCUCCGCCCAGCGCCAGCAGUCCAUGACGAGGGACGGCUCCCUCUACUAUACUGUAGACUGCGACGCCACCACCGAAUCAACGGGGUCCCUGGACUUUACCCUCGGCGACAUCACCAUCAGGCUGCCGUUCAAGGACCUGGUCGGAUCCGAAGUCAACUACAGGAAGUGCAUACUUGGCGUGGCGGCGCCUCCACCAGCUGCCUUCGGAAACCAAGCCAUCCUAGGCGCCAACUUCUUGAAACAGGUCUACGCCGUGUUCGACUGGCAAGACCACAAAGUCUACCUGGCCCAACGUUCCCAGGACUGCGGCAGGUCGAGCAGCAUCACGACACUCGACCAGUCAACUUCCAUCGGGACCUUGUUCGGGGAAUGUGGCGGCGAGAGGCAAGAGCUGCGCCGUCGCCUCGUGGUUUAAUGAUGGCGACGACAACAACAGACAAACGCAG
This is a messenger RNA of Purpureocillium takamizusanense, 1582 nucleotides long. RefSeq lists its product as uncharacterized. The record is from RefSeq and is a predicted model, not a curated record. The coding region runs from base 163 to 1551 and encodes 462 amino acids. The transcript has 5 exons. Gene Ontology annotation, molecular function: aspartic-type endopeptidase activity. Lineage: Eukaryota; Fungi; Ascomycota; Sordariomycetes; Hypocreales; Ophiocordycipitaceae. Gene Ontology annotation, biological process: proteolysis.